This is a messenger RNA of Octopus sinensis (East Asian common octopus), 1138 nucleotides long. RefSeq lists its product as uncharacterized. Bases 46 to 999 code for a protein of 317 amino acids. The transcript has 6 exons. Lineage: Eukaryota; Metazoa; Mollusca; Cephalopoda; Octopoda; Octopodidae. The record is from RefSeq and is a predicted model, not a curated record.
UUAAACUGUUUUUAUAUUAUUUUUUUUUGCUGGACAAUUCCGUAAAUGAAUCCUUUUAUUCAGAGGGAAUUAAUUCCAAGCUACACCGUCUCCACACCCGACGGAACCGUGAUGGCGGCAAACUCAAAAAAGGAUAUUUUCAGCUUCUUCAGUAAAGCAGACAGAUUUGAGACUAAAACUCCUUCGUUCUUGGAGCGGAAAUGCUUGCAACAGUUGCAGAAACAGCUGGUAGAUCUUUAUCAGAAAUGUGAAGAGAAACGGCUGGAAUUGGCAAAGCAUAUUGAAGAAUGGUAUCCUAAGUCCCAUGAUCUUGACUUCAGUAAGAUGUCCAUGUUGACCUUUGACCACCAGAGGGAUGUUUACAAUAGAACCCUCCGCACCUACGAGUUAUUGGGUCUCAAAGUAACAAGCAGCACUGACAACGAUGUCCGCAUACAGUUCCAGGUGACCCAAAACGGCAAGUUCUACCAUGACUAUUUCAUUGAAAUUUUUCAGACCAACCAUGGUCUUGAGACCAAGAAAUACAAUUUGCUGCCAUUUAUUCCUGUUGAGAAGAUUCUAAGCAAACAUAAGAAUCUCUCCAAACAAUCCACCCAUGCCAUCAUCAAAGAAAUCUCUGAUUAUGUUUAUGCCUUCAAUGUCAGAGACAUUGCAGUUCAAACGUCUUUGUCGAUGUGCAAAGACCAUCUGUUAAACAGCAUCCAGUAUUCGGUGGCUCGAGACAUGAUAACUUUUGUUCUGUCCAAGGAAAAUCUUUCAAUUGAUUGCAGUCUCUCCUACAUGAACCUUUUGGCGGUACGUCCAGAUGAAAUAUCUGUCCAGUGUUCUGACCUCGGUAACAUUUACUCGAAAGAGUGGCUGACUGAAUUCCAAGAGUUCAGUGGGAUGUCCCUUGCCAAACUCAGCCUACCAGAAGCAAUCUGUUCCAUUCUGAGCUCAGUCGAUGUCUCCAACUCCAAUAUCUUCCGAAGUGAAAGUAACGGGAGCAGCUUUGAUUAAGGGCCAUAACCAAGAAUUCAGACUCUUCCACAAUCUUCAUUGUAUUCGAUGCAAUUCUUCAGAAAAAAAAGUCACUGCAUUGAGGAACACAUUUUGUUGUCUUCACAUGAAACAUGUUGCUGCAAAUUAGUGUGUUUAU